CCACCCCCCCCCUCCUCCUCCACCUCCUCCUCCUCCUCCUUCCCUGUGUGUGAGUUGUCUCUACUCGGGCUGGCUGGUGCAGUCUGAGGGAUGGGGGGUUAGAGCAUGCACCGUCCAACUACCUGUGUGGCCCCCGCAUGGAGGACAGUGGACAGGGGAUGCGUUUGAUGCAGGAGUUGAGCAUUUUUAUCCGACACACCAAUGCCUCCUCAGCAGUUUAUCCGGCAUGCCGACGUUACGACAUAUUAGGCUAUUGACAACAUGAAACAAGGCAUUGCAUGUGCCGACCUUUUUUCUGUGAAUAUGCCUUUGUGAGAGAACUCUGGUUCGUCACCCUCGCCGGGAUUCCCCGCAAUAUUUUCAACAAGAGACGAGAGAGAGAGAAAGAAAAAAACCCUGCAAAAAUGGACAAAGAAAGUAUUGGUACUCAGUAUGAACCUGUGGCCGAGAUUGGAGAAGGCGCUUACGGGAAAGUGUACAAGGCGAGAGAUUUGAAGAACGGGGGACGCUUUGUAGCCCUAAAAAGAGUUCGUGUCCAGACGGAGGAAGAGGGGAUGCCUCUCUCAACCAUCCGGGAGGUGGCGGUACUGAGGCAGCUUGAAGCCUUUGAGCACCCCAAUGUUGUCAGAUUGUUUGAUGUGUGUACAGUCUCUCGGACUGACCGUGAAACCAAACUCACUCUGGUCUUUGAGCAUGUGGAUCAAGACCUGACCACCUACCUGGAGAAGGCCCCUGAUCCCGGAGUACCCCCGGAAACCAUCAAGGAUAUGAUGUACCAGCUGCUUCAGGGGUUGGACUUCCUGCACUCACACCGAGUGGUUCACCGUGACCUGAAGCCCCAAAAUAUCCUGGUCACCAGCGGAGGACAGAUCAAACUUGCCGACUUCGGCCUGGCCCGCAUCUACAGCUUCCAGAUGGCGCUCACCUCCGUGGUGGUGACACUGUGGUACCGAGCCCCAGAGGUGCUGCUCCAGUCCAGUUACGCCACACCGGUGGACCUGUGGAGUGUUGGCUGCAUCUUCGCUGAGAUGUUUAGGAGAAGACCUCUGUUUCGAGGAAACUCAGAUGUUGAUCAGCUGGGAAAAAUUUUUGAUGUUGUUGGGGUACCUUCAGCAGAGGACUGGCCCCAGGAGGUGGCCCUACCACAGAGUGCCUUCACCCCGCGGCCUCCUAAGCCAAUAGAAGACUUGGUUCCAGACAUGGACGAGCAAGGACGGGCCCUCUUAUUGCAAUUCCUUGCCUUCAACCCCUCCAGGAGGAUAUCUGCCUUCGCUGCGCUGAGCCACCCCUAUUUUCAAAGUGUGGACAGCCACAGUAGAAGCGUGUACGCAGCCCAGCCUAUCCCCAGCAACAAGCCCACUAUGGAGGAGAGGACUGCCUGACUGUCCUCCUUCACCCUUAAUCAUCCCAUACACUGUCUAUAAAAAGUGUUCAGCCAACCCCUCCUCUGUGUUUUUUAUGUUUAAUUGUUGUUACAGCAUUAAAUCAAAGUGCAUUAAGCUUUUUAGAAUUUGUUGACAUUAGAUAACACUUACAUGUCACAGUGAAAACACAUCUGUAUAAAUUGAUCAAAUUGGUUGAUUUAGUCACAUCAAACCAAGGAACCUUCUUCUAGAGUCUCCCACAUUCCUUCGGGCAAAUGCAAGCCGAAAUGUCAUGUGAAAUUUUUCAACAGUGGCUUUCUCUUUGCCAAUCAGUCAUAAAGCUGCAACUAGGAACACAAACAGGCAACUGUUGCUGGAGGCGCAGUAUCUCCCAUCUCAGUUAGUUGUCGUCCUUCAGUAUCCACAGGUCAUGCUGGCCCCCUCGUUUUUCGCACAGACAUUCAGUUUUUGGAUGACCUGCUAUUGACAGACUUGACAGUUAGUCAUAGUAAAGAAGGUUAAUACUUAUGACAUUAAUCAUUUUGUGUUUUAUAUUUGUGCUUCACGUCAAUCAGUUUGUAGAGAAUUGUUUUCACUUGGACAUUACAAAGAGUUUCUGAUCAUCCAAAAAGCUUAAUCCACUGUCAUUCAAUGUUGUACAUGAAAACAAAACAUGAAAAAGCUCAAGGUGGGACUACUUUUUAUGGUCAAUGUACAAAGCCCUAGGAAAGUACUCAAAAAGAGAGGGUAAAAGUUGUGCCAGGAAAGAGGACACCGACACACUCGCCCCCCCCUGCAAAAUGCACAAAAGCUAUUCUCCUUCCAUGAACUGAUGGAUUGUAAUUGCUGCUUUUAGGUUGUGAAAUGUUGAUGAUUGACUAUGUUAACAAUGCAAAGAGACUUCCAUUGACUGGUGGAUGAACUGUUGAGGCCAUGUAGCAGAGGCCACUUCAUGACCAGUGUUUAGCCCUACGACAGCCUCCUUAACUGGGGGACCGGACCGUACAGGAUCUCACCUGGGUGGCCCUCAUGGAUCUCACCUGCCUUUUUGCUUAAUGUGGGUGUGUGCGGUGUUGCAGAUACACAGUACAAGCACGAUCAUGUAGCAUGUGCACUGCCGCUGACAUAAGCACGCUCAUGUACAUACCUACCUAUUGAAACAUUAUUAGGCAUCACUAGCCAGCCACUCACUGCCAUGUCUGACUUAUCAUUCCGGUUUUACACAUAUUAUAUUACUGCCACCUUGAGGAUGUCCUGAGUAACUGCAGACCAGUAGCGGGAUUCUAAUGGCUUCUGCAACUCUAAAUAAUUUGGGGUCAAGCACUCUUCAAGGAACUUAUCAUACUGGGCUGAUACCGGUGCUGAGACGAUGAUGAAAGAGCCUUAUAGAAAUGUUCCUGCCACUCACUUGGUGUUAAUACCGUACUUUUAGUCUGCCAUCAUUCUUUUAUCAUUAUGAAAUACAAUUAUUAUUUACUAUCCGAAUGAUACAGUAAUGCACAGGCUUGCAAUAGGUGGAAAAAGUCCCACCAGCACUAUUCAACAUGAAUACAUUUGGCACAGAAUUGUGUCACCAAUAUUCUGUAUUUAAUUUUAAUUUUAUUGACUUAUAUGCUUGUUUUUAUCAAGUUGUUACUUGAUUUUUAAGAUGCUGGGGCAUACAAUAUUCUUACACCAAUUACACCAACUCUUUAGAUGAUUAUAGAAUCUGUGUAAGGAUCGUUUGACAAUGUAAGGAAUGUAUAAAGGAUAGGCAUUGGUAUUGUACAGUAUAUAGUGCUAAGUACAACCUGUAAUGAUAGAAAAAUUUUGAUACGUGCAUCGUCAGCCCAUAGAUAUGUCGUAAAAAUGGAUAGACGUAGAGUAGUGAGGGUCAGUGGAAUGUCGUAUGGCGAGAGUAUUUUGUCUAUUGAAAAUGUUGGGCGGGUUCUGUGGGUGCUUAAUGAAUUUCAUCUUCUUUGGAUUGAGAGUGACUACGAAUUUUACAGUGGUUUUCAUAAUGAAAUGCACAAAUAUUUUGUGUACAGUUUUCGCUUCAUGCUUCAGUCAUGUCCCUUAUGUUCAAGUUGAGUUUUUUUUUGUUUUGUUUUGUUUUGGUUUUUUUUUUUACCAGCAAGGAAAAAAGCAAGUUAUGCAGAGUUGUAUUUUUGUAUGUAGUAGUUCUUGCAGAACAGUAAACAUACUUAACACUGGUUUACUUUUUCUUAACAGGUAGUGCUGCUAGCACACACACACACACACCCUUUUGACUUUCUCAGGUUCUUGGUAUGGACGUCCGAACCUUUCGGGCACAGUUUGCACAUCUCUGGGCUACUAACUGACCACAUCACAACUCCUUCAGGUUUUCUUUCAAGCUGUUCCAUGAUCAUGUCAUUGAUCAUAGUCUACUGUCAUUCCUAUUUAUCAAAUAUAUGUUACUGUAGUCAUUACUGUCUGAAGAUAACUGCCUGUAACUGUUUUGCCAUGUAGGCAACUUUUAAUUGCUAGAUGGCAACACAAUAUAGAUCCAUGUAUAAAUGUCAGCUUGACUAAGCACUGUGUGAAUUUUCUGUUUGAUAAUGACUCAUAUCUGGUGUCAGUGGUGCAUACAAUGCAAUGAAAGCUCAAAAUACUUUAGGUAUAGAGGUUUACAAUUAUAAUAAUGACUGCUUUAGUCUCAUUAAACUUGAUACAAUCACUG
This is a messenger RNA of Thunnus maccoyii (southern bluefin tuna), 4044 nucleotides long. RefSeq names its product cyclin-dependent kinase 6 (gene cdk6). The record is from RefSeq and is a predicted model, not a curated record. The coding region runs from base 279 to 1382 and encodes 367 amino acids. NCBI's taxonomy places the organism in Eukaryota, Metazoa, Chordata, Actinopteri, Scombriformes, Scombridae. The transcript is spliced from 8 exons. Gene Ontology annotation, cellular component: cyclin-dependent protein kinase holoenzyme complex; nucleus; cytoplasm. Gene Ontology annotation, molecular function: cyclin binding; cyclin-dependent protein serine/threonine kinase activity; ATP binding. Gene Ontology annotation, biological process: protein phosphorylation; signal transduction; regulation of G2/M transition of mitotic cell cycle.